GUGAGCUGUCUCCUCUCUCUCAGAUAUGAAACAACAUAUCCGGAAGCCCCUUGUCACGCAAACAUCAUCCUUGUCGGAAAAUCAAACUUGAAAACAAAAUCAGCUGGUUCCAGGAUCGCAAAAUUUAAUUUAGUGCUGCAAUUUUCCUCUAAAAAGUGAUAUAUUUUAAUGAAAUUAAUAUGUCCCUUCCCAUACUAAAGGCCGGCAUCUCGCUCAGAAGCUUUUUCGUUUUCAAUUCCAGCUUCGGCCCGAAAGAAGGAGAGGAAGAGAAGAAAAUCCUUUUUUACCAUCCACAAGAGACGGACAUCGACUCCAAAGUAAAGGAUGUGGGAUUGUGUGAAGCGAUUAUUCAGUUUAGCAACACCUUCACCAAUGACAACAGCGUUCAUGCGAUGCACACUCAGAAAACCUGCCAAUUGUAUCACCAACCGGAGCCGGGUUAUUGGAUGACCAUGAUCUUGAACGUUCCUUUUGAACGUAAAACCCGCGAAACGGGUGAUUACAACGAAUAUCACGGUGACGAUAUUCAUGACACUAUUUACCAGGCUGUUCUAAAGCAGUCUUACCGGAUGUUCCGUUUGUUCCAUGGAUCGUUCGCAAGCAAUCUUAAACCAGACGAGGAUUUAGACGCUGUUGCCAACCUGAUUGGCAAGCUGGAAGAGUUUUACUUGAAGUACAUUCUUCAUCUUAAGCUAAAAGACUGUGACGUGCUGGACGCAUUUGGAAGUGUACAGUACUUGCCACUGAACCAACUUUUGUUUCUUAGAGUACAAAACUUUAUUAACAUGAUUGAGGCCACUUUCGAGUCAAUCAAACAUUGUGUUUUCCUGUACGACGAUUUUGUUAUCUGGAGUGGCAUCAAUCCACAUGAUUUAUAUACACUAUACGAGUACUUGAAUGGCCCAAUGUUCCAAGCAGUAACCGGACAAGAACAUUCCCGAAAGGUAUACGUUCAAGAGAACGGCCAGGACAAGACGUACAAUUUUAUGGUAUGUCGCAAAGUGCAGAACAUCACCCUUUGCCUGUUCCUUGAAAAAGUUGAAAACGAACAAGCUCUUUACCACGAACUGAACGCUGUGAUAAAUCCCCAACUGACGAGUAUCUCUUCGGAUAUAACGCAACACCUGGCGCAACAGCCAUCCCCGGAUGGUUCGAAAGAUGAUUCAGCUGCCACUCCAAAGUUUAUCUAUUUCAAUGAGCUAAAUCUCCACUACCGAGGCACGAUCAAGCUGGGGACACAAAAGCGAAACAAUCCCUCGGCAGCCAUUCCAAAUGAUGUAAUGAACUUGAUCGUGGAUCUGCUGGACGAUGCUAAGCGAAAUGGGGAUGACGACAACACGACCAAUGCGACGGAAGAAACGAUUCUGAAAACGCACGACGACUAUUGGAUCGUGAAGAGAAGUUGCAACUCGCGGCAUGUGUUCAUCGUGCUGAACAAGAGCUCGACUCUGAUCGACGUUAGCGAAGAAACCAAACGCAUCUUGGAUCAGAACAUGAAAGGGAUUUUUUUCUGCAAUGGCGACAGUGGUAAGUAACUGAGCGUAAUGUUGGCCUAAGUGUUUCGAGGUUAUUUUGAAAAUAUUUAUCGUGAUGUUAACAAUAUUAUAAUGUAUUUUGCAGUUCACAUAUGAAGCAACUAAACGUA
Aedes aegypti (yellow fever mosquito) is the source of this 1645-nucleotide messenger RNA. RefSeq names its product vacuolar fusion protein CCZ1 homolog (gene Ccz1). The record is from RefSeq and is a predicted model, not a curated record. Bases 180 to 1535 code for a protein of 451 amino acids. Gene Ontology annotation, cellular component: Mon1-Ccz1 complex; intracellular membrane-bounded organelle. The transcript is spliced from 3 exons. NCBI's taxonomy places the organism in Eukaryota, Metazoa, Arthropoda, Insecta, Diptera, Culicidae. Gene Ontology annotation, biological process: vesicle-mediated transport.